AUCGCACUUCGUUCCUCGCGAAUGCCGAAUAUCGUGCGGCGCGCAGCACACGCGAUAUGCGGCCAUACGAAUAACAUAUAUAUAUAUACCUUGGCGGGUCUCGUGCGUAUACGUGUCGGCGGAGCGGCUGUUAUAUGCGAAAUACAAAGCGGCCUGCAAGUCUCCGGCGAGCCGUGUCGCGUAAAUAAAACUUCGCCAAUAACGACAGCACUGUAGGUAGAACGUCUUCCCGCUAACUCAACUCACGUCACGUUGCCGUGCGAGAAGUGCGCGAGGUGCGGAGCAAGAGUGAGUGCGUUGGCCUGCCUUUUGCACCGGGGUUAAGUCGACGAAAAUACAGUGCCAGGUUUAUCAGAUAAAAAUUCGAUUUGGAGGGCUGCUAAAGUCACAAGAUGAAUGGAAUGUUGAGGUUGUCCACUAUCCUGGCCAAGGGCUUAACGCCUUCGGUUACAUUGAAUAAACUUGGUGUGCCACUGGUCUCCCAGCGUGCUUUGCAUUACACUCCAAAUAGCAACUUUGCCACAACGAAAGAUGGACCUUCUAAAAAUUAUCCUUUAGUUGAUCAUACCUUUGAUGCUGUGGUUGUUGGUGCUGGUGGUGCUGGUCUUAGAGCAGCAUAUGGACUUGUUGAGGAAGGUUUCAAAACAGCUGUGGUUACAAAAUUAUUCCCAACAAGAUCACAUACUGUUGCCGCUCAAGGAGGUAUCAAUGCUGCUCUUGGAAAUAUGGAGGAAGACCAAUGGCAGUGGCACAUGUAUGACACCGUCAAAGGCUCUGAUUGGCUCGGAGAUCAAGAUGCCAUUCACUACAUGACGAGGGAGGCCCCAAAAGCUGUCAUUGAAUUAGAAAAUUGCGGCAUGCCUUUCAGUCGUACCAAUGAUGGGAAAAUCUACCAGCGAGCGUUCGGCGGGCAGUCGCUCAAGUUCGGCAAGGGGGGCCAGGCUCACCGGUGCUGCUGCGUUGCCGACCGAACGGGCCACUCGCUGCUGCACACGCUCUACGGCACGUCGCUGAGCUACGACUGCAACUACUUCGUGGAGUACUUCGCGCUGGAUCUGCUGAUGGAGGACGGCGAGUGCCGUGGCGUGAUGGCCCUGUGCCUCGAGGACGGCACGCUGCAUCGUUUCCACGCGAAGAACACCGUUCUGGCGACCGGCGGCUACGGCCGCGCCUUUUUCUCCUGCACGUCCGCGCACACCUGUACCGGCGACGGCACGGCCAUGGUGUCGCGGGCGGGCCUGCCGAACGAGGACCUCGAGUUCGUGCAGUUCCAUCCGACCGGUAUCUACGGUGCUGGCUGCUUGAUCACCGAGGGCUGCCGCGGCGAGGGUGGUUACCUGGUCAACAGCGAAGGCGAGAGAUUCAUGGAGCGCUACGCUCCGGUCGCCAAAGAUCUCGCGUCGCGGGACGUCGUCUCGAGGUCGAUGACCAUCGAGAUCCGCGAGGGCAGAGGAGUCGGCCCCGAGAAGGAUCACAUCUUCUUGCAGCUGCACCAUCUGCCACCCGAGCAAUUAGCCACCAGGCUGCCGGGCAUCUCCGAGACGGCUAUGAUUUUCGCUGGAGUCGAUGUCACUCGCGAGCCUAUUCCCGUCUUGCCGACGGUGCAUUACAACAUGGGCGGAGUACCUACCAAUUACAGAGGACAAGUUCUCACGAGAAAGAACAACGAGGACGCCGUAGUCCCUGGCCUGUACGCCUGCGGCGAGGCAGCUUGCGCCUCGGUGCACGGGGCUAAUCGCCUGGGCGCUAACUCGCUGCUCGACUUGGUUGUGUUUGGACGAGCUUGCGCGAAAACAGUCGCGGAAGAGAACAAACCCGGUGAAAAGAUUGGGCCGCUUCGUCCUAACGCUGGAGAGGAAUCGGUCGCGAACCUCGACAAAGUUAGGUAUGCCAACGGGAAUAUCUCCACUGCUGAACUAAGGCUCAACAUGCAAAAGAUUAUGCAGAAUCACGCUGCGGUCUUCAGACAGGCUGACUCUUUACAAGAGGGAUGCCGGAAAAUGUCGGCUAUUUACAAGAAAUUGGAUGAUCUUAAGGUUACUGAUAGGUCAAUGAUCUGGAAUUCUGAUUUGGUCGAAACGCUCGAGCUGCAGAAUCUGAUGUUGAAUGCGAUGCAGACAAUGUUCGCUGCUGAAAACCGCAAAGAGAGUCGCGGUGCUCAUGCACGGGAAGACUUCAAACAGAGAAUCGACGAAUAUGAUUACAGCAAGCCGAUCGAAGGACAAACACCGAAACCUAUCGAUCAGCACUGGCGAAAACACACACUCACCAACAUCAACCCUCAAACUGGUGAAGUCAAAAUCCACUACAGACCAGUCAUCGACCGUACACUUGACGACAAGGAAUGUACUACCGUACCACCGGCAAUUCGUUCUUACUAAACAAAUUACCCAAAAAGCUUGUACGUAGUCUUUAUCUUCUGUACCCGGUAAUUUGAUUAGAUAAUUUCGAGGGAAUUAUGAUAAUAAGUCUUGCAAAAAUUGCACGGAACGUCCAGUUGUAAAUAACGAAGAAGAACUCGUUAAAAAGCGAACUAAAUGAUUCGUUAAUCAUUACGAAUAUUCACUCCUCUCAACAAAUAUUUUCUACCAGUUACCCUUUAUUCCCUCACAAGAGUAACAAAACAAAAAAAAACGUUUUUUGAUACCCGGUGCUUAGAAAUGUACUCUAAAAUAAAUUCUUAUCAACAAAUCUUAUAACGCUCAAGGUGCUAAUCUUUGAGCUAUUUCUUUAAAACAAAAGUGAAUUCUAGCCUUAGAACUGAUAAUUAUAAUUGCGCAUUACGAAAAUGCACGUAAGCCUUUUAAGGGAAUAAUAAUAAACAAGGUCUAACUUGAACCUAAAAAAUAACAAUGAAAUGGAUAACUUUCAUAAUUUGUAACAAACUGAAUUUGUUUUCCUUGAAGGUUUACUAAAAAAGAUACAUAAAGUGUAACGCGGCUUUAUACUUAAUGACAUCUUAAAAAUUAUAAUAAUGCUAGUAUUGCAUGAAUUAAACUUAAUAUAACUGGAGAAUUCGUUAAUUUGUUUAACUUUAUGUAAAUAAAAUGAUUUUCGGUGAAAACGAAGAAUUUUUCUCAGACAUAAAGGUAGACAUGAGAACUGUAAUGAACGAGAGUUUACGAUUUACGA
Phymastichus coffea is the source of this 3132-nucleotide messenger RNA. RefSeq names its product succinate dehydrogenase [ubiquinone] flavoprotein subunit, mitochondrial (gene SdhA). The transcript has 9 exons. NCBI's taxonomy places the organism in Eukaryota, Metazoa, Arthropoda, Insecta, Hymenoptera, Eulophidae. Gene Ontology annotation, biological process: tricarboxylic acid cycle; mitochondrial electron transport, succinate to ubiquinone. The record is from RefSeq and is a predicted model, not a curated record. Gene Ontology annotation, molecular function: succinate dehydrogenase (quinone) activity; electron transfer activity; flavin adenine dinucleotide binding. The coding region runs from base 393 to 2381 and encodes 662 amino acids.